AUGGGAAUGGCCAGCGAAGAUGUGAUGGUCACCCUCCAAAUAUUACCUGGUUUCUUUUCCAACUGUCUCUUCCUGGCGCUGUAUGACUCCAUGGUACUCAUCAAGCGCAUUGUUUCGCUUUUGAGUUGCUCCAGGUCUGCCGGCUCCGGAGAGUGGCGCCGCAUGUUGACUUCUGCGGGGCUCCGCUCCGUAUGGAAUAGUUUCUUGCUGGACGCCUACAAAAAGGUCAAACUUGGCUGUGAGGCGCCCAACUCCAAAGUGGUGAAAGUGUCUGCUAGUCCUCAAUGGAGCAGCAACAUCAACACUAUACCUGCUGAGGAGCAUGACGUGAGGGUUGAAAAUUGGGACGAAUGUCGACUCCUGGAUUUUGAGUCGUCGGAUCGCCCUCUGGUGGUUAACUUUGGUUCAGCCACAUGACCCCCCUUCAUCAGCCACCUACCAGCUUUCCGGCGUUUGGUAGAAGACUUUAGCGAUGUUGCUGAUUUUCUGCUGGUCUACAUUGAUGAGGCUCAUCCGUCAGAUGGCUGGGUGGCCCCGCCCAUGGGCCCUCAUUCUUUCAACGUACGGAAGCAUCAAAGUUUAGAAGAGAGGUUGGGAGCAGCGCAAAAGUUGAUCGAUCACUUUUCUCUGCCCCCUCAGUGUCAGCUGGUAGCUGACUGUAUGGACAACAACGCUAAUGUGGCUUACGGCGUGUCCAAUGAACGUGUGUGUAUAGUACAACAUAGAAAGGUUAGCUAUCUUGGUGGCAAGGGCCCCUUUUUUUACAACCUGAAAGAUGUGCGGAAGUGGCUGGAACAAAGUUAUGGGAAACGCUGGAAGUAA
This is a messenger RNA of Nerophis lumbriciformis (worm pipefish), 822 nucleotides long. The record is from RefSeq and is a predicted model, not a curated record. NCBI's taxonomy places the organism in Eukaryota, Metazoa, Chordata, Actinopteri, Syngnathiformes, Syngnathidae.